UUUUAGCUGAUCUUGGACAUAGGACUUUUCAGCCCAUGAGCUUGCGGGUGCUAGAUUCCGCCUUAGACUAUCGCACGUGGUUCAUCUGUUUCUAAUCAUUGCUGAUAGUGUAUGUCCAGACCUCUUAUCGGAGAUGGUAGAUAUUGUCCCGGCCAAGGCUGGAACAAAGGCUAGCUGCAUGCUGAGAUAGGUAUCGUCCGAUUCCGGCGGCUGUUACCAUCAUAGAAAUACCUGAUCUUGUCUUUGAUACGGGGCGUGCCGAUGGAGCCUCCCGGCGGGCGGGGCCGGCACUUUAUCUGACGGCCUCGCGGAAAUCCAAUCCUAUGCGCCAUUUCAUUGGCUUUGCAUUGUUACCUACAUUCAGCUCACGAGUAACAGAAACACGUCAUAGAUAAGGCGAGAUCCCUCUAUGCCUAUAAAGAUGUCGACAACUUCCUUCACCGAGAUCCACAACAUAUCACCAACCUACCAUUGAACUGUGACCUCGUGCACAAUACACGCACUCACAUACAUAUCAAACAAACAGCCUAACAUAUCGCAUUACUUGAUUGCACCAUGGCAUCCAUCACCGUGGAACCACUCAGAUUCCCCGAGGGAACCGGCAUCAACUUCGGAGCAGCAGUAUCAAACGUCGAUAUUGAGAAUUUGACUGACGAUGAUUUCGCUGUGAUCCGUGACGCAUUGUUUACACACCAGAUACUUGUGUUCAAGAAUCAGGGACAUGUCUCACCCAAGGCGCAGUUCAAAUUGACGCAACGCUUCGACCCCGCGGGCGGCUCCUCAUACGGUCAUGGCAAGACGAUUGACGCGAAACGGAGCAUCUUGCACCCGGAUUUGAAGACCAUCCCACACCAACCUCAGGUGCAAGUCAUUGGCAACGGACGGGUGCCUUCCUAUGAGGGACUGACGGACUUCCAACUGCGACACCCGCACCACAAGACCUUCCACGCUACGUCCAUCCCUGAGCAUGAAGACCUGGACUUCACGCGCUUCUACCGCUGGCACAUUGAUGCUGCGCUCUACGGUGAACUUGCGCCGCCUGUCGUCACGACCCUUCUCGCUGUCAGGGUACCUGGUGGCCGACGUCAGACAUGUCGCUACGAUGAUGGGACGGGCGAUGUAUUAGAGGUGCCGCUCGGCACGACGGCUUUCGUCUCGGGUUAUACCAUGUACGACUCUCUGUCCGAAGAAGACCAGAAAUUCGCACGAGAGACGAAGGUUGAAUACGCACCUCACCCAUAUGUCUGGAUGAGCUCGGCCAGAUCGCGGUCGGACGGUCUCGGUCUAAUCUCCCAGGGCUUAGAAGUGCCCGUUGACGAGCUACCUCCUCACAGCAAAGAAGAGACGCAAAUCCUUCCCCUGUGCUGGCGGAAUCCCGUGACCGGAAAACUAGCGCUGCAAGUCCAUCCCUCAGCUGUGCGAAAACUUCACCUCGCCGACGGAACUGUCAUCGAUGACCUGACUGAGGUCCGCAACAUUGUGCAUAAGCUUCAGCGUCCUGGUAUUUCGCCGAAGUACGUCUACCCGCAUGACUGGGAGCAGGGCGAUCUCGUGCUUUUCCACAACCGCGGCCUCUUGCACAGUGUUGUCGGAGCGUUUGCCGAGGACGAGGUCAGACUAUUCCGACAGUGCAAUAUUGCUGCGAGUCAAUUCCCCGAGGGUCCUUUGCCGACUGCCGCGGUCACCGCUUGAAUGAAAAGCAAUCGCUAGACCGAAAAGAUUGACCGAAUAAUGGGGCUUUCAUGCUAUUUUUCACUCUAGCGCUGUUAACAGUUUGCUUGUCCUUUUUCUAUUCAUUUUCCUGGACCCUUGCACAUCUGAGACUACCCGAGGCGCAGGGCUUUCUGUUUGCUUCAUGAGAUU
This is a messenger RNA of Xylaria bambusicola, 1863 nucleotides long. RefSeq lists its product as uncharacterized. Gene Ontology annotation, molecular function: oxidoreductase activity. Bases 556 to 1692 code for a protein of 378 amino acids. The transcript is spliced from 2 exons. NCBI's taxonomy places the organism in Eukaryota, Fungi, Ascomycota, Sordariomycetes, Xylariales, Xylariaceae. The record is from RefSeq and is a predicted model, not a curated record.